Messenger RNA from Calypte anna (Anna's hummingbird), 1602 nucleotides. RefSeq names its product MTOR associated protein, LST8 homolog (gene MLST8). Gene Ontology annotation, molecular function: protein binding. The record is from RefSeq and is a predicted model, not a curated record. Gene Ontology annotation, cellular component: TORC2 complex; TORC1 complex. Gene Ontology annotation, biological process: regulation of actin cytoskeleton organization; TOR signaling. The transcript is spliced from 8 exons. Bases 223 to 1203 code for a protein of 326 amino acids. NCBI's taxonomy places the organism in Eukaryota, Metazoa, Chordata, Aves, Apodiformes, Trochilidae.
GCCUGCGCACUGAGCCCGGCCCGGCUGGGGCGGGGCCGGUACCGGGGAGUCCGGGGGGGGUACCGGGGCGUGGGGUGGAACGGGUUCCGAGGGACUCCCCCACACCGCGGAACGACCGCACGGUGCGAGUAGGAGAGCAGCGGCCCGGUUCCGGGCGUGCGAGCGGGACGGAGCGUGGGUCCGGUUGUCGGCGGGGACGGAGCGGGUCCCGGCGGCGGAACCAUGAACGCCGCACAGGGCACGGUGGGCAGCGAUCCCGUCAUCCUGGCCACGGCCGGCUAUGACCACACGGUGCGGUUCUGGCAGGCCCAUAGCGGCAUCUGCACCCGCACCGUCCAGCACCAGGACUCGCAGGUGAACGCCCUGGAGAUCACCCCGGACCGCAGCAUGAUCGCUGCUGCAGGGUACCAGCACAUCCGUAUGUACGACCUCAACUCCAACAACCCCAACCCUGUCAUCAACUACGACGGUGUCAGCAAGAACAUCACCUCCGUGGGCUUCCACGAGGACGGGCGGUGGAUGUACACGGGUGGGGAGGACUGCAUGGCCAGGAUCUGGGACCUGAGGUCUCGGAAUCUCCAGUGUCAGCGGAUCUUCCAGGUGAAUGCUCCUAUUAACUGUGUCUGCCUGCACCCCAACCAGGCAGAGCUGAUCGUGGGUGAUCAGAGCGGUGCCAUCCACAUCUGGGACCUGAAGACUGACCACAACGAGCAGCUGAUUCCAGAGCCUGAAGUUUCAGUGAAUUCAGUCCACAUUGACCCCGAUGCCAGUUACAUGGCAGCUGUCAACAGCUCGGGAAAUUGCUACGUGUGGAACCUGACGGGUGGUAUUGGAGAGGAGGUGACCCAGCUGAUCCCCAAGACCAAAAUCCCAGCACACAACCGCUACGCCCUCCAGUGCAAGUUCAGCCCUGACUCCACGCUCUUGGCUACGUGUUCUGCAGACCAAACGUGUAAGAUCUGGAGGACUUCAAACUUCUCUCUGAUGACAGAGUUGAGCAUCAAGAGCAAUAACCCAGGGGAAACGUCUCGGGGCUGGAUGUGGGACUGCGCCUUCUCUGGGGACUCCCAGUACAUUGUCACAGCCUCCUCUGAUAACCUGGCCCGGCUUUGGUGUGUGGAGACAGGAGAGAUCAAGAGGGAAUACAGUGGCCACCAGAAAGCUGUUGUCUGCCUUGCCUUCAAUGACAGCGUGCUGGGAUAGAUGUCACGUGUGGGAAGGAGAGGAGCUCUGCUUGUCUGCCCUUGUCUCACAGUGGCCAGCACCCCCUCUGGAGCCAGAGACAGGCACCUGUAACCAUCCCCUCUGGGGAGGGAGGGAGCUGGGGCUCUGGCAGAAGCAGCUGCAGCUUCCUGGGGUGAAACCAGGCUUCACCCCCAGCAGAGUGACACUGAAAUGUGUGUGGAAUCCAAGGGAGACCCCCAGGACAAAAGGGAAUGGGAGGGGGAAGCACGGUCCUGCGGAGGGGAGUUGGGGAUGGCUCAGCUGGAGGAAUCCCUCUGGCCUGGCUCCUGACAGCUUGGUGAUGUUCUUGUGCCCCAAAGUGCAAACAAAAUAAAAAAUCAGCCACCCUGUGUGAUGGAAGAGGCUGAGCAAGGAGUG